This is a messenger RNA of Syngnathus acus (greater pipefish), 2134 nucleotides long. RefSeq names its product chemokine (C-X-C motif) receptor 3, tandem duplicate 2 (gene cxcr3.2). Gene Ontology annotation, molecular function: chemokine receptor activity. The record is from RefSeq and is a predicted model, not a curated record. Bases 115 to 1251 code for a protein of 378 amino acids. Lineage: Eukaryota; Metazoa; Chordata; Actinopteri; Syngnathiformes; Syngnathidae. The transcript has 2 exons. Gene Ontology annotation, biological process: chemotaxis; immune response; G protein-coupled receptor signaling pathway. Gene Ontology annotation, cellular component: membrane.
AUUGUGACUUCUCCUUUUUUUUCUCAUCCAUCCAGUUUUGGCUGCAAAAAACGCUUUGCUUGAGCCACUUUGCAGUGUGCAGGUCAACGUGCUGCCUCGGCAUCUGCAGCAAACAUGGAUGAUUACGAAGUAACCACCGAGGACUACUGGAUAUUUGAUGACUACGACAACUACACAUUGACGCCGGAAACCAGCAAGACAUACGCGACGCCCUGCCCUAACGAGGACAUCUACGUGUUUGCGCAGCGAUAUCUUCCCGUUGUCUUUAUCCUGGUCUUCCUCCUGGCCGUAGUGGGCAACGUGCUGGUGCUGUGCGUGAUCCGGCGCUACCGUAGCUCCCGUGGCGGCGGCUGCUCCUUUUCCCUGACCGACACCUUCCUCCUGCACCUGGCCAUCUCCGACCUGCUGCUGGCCUUCACGCUGCCACUCUUCGCCACCCAGUGGGCCCACCAGUGGGUGUUCGGCAAGGCGCUCUGCAAGAUUUCGGGUGCUCUCUUCUCGCUCAACCGCUACAGCGGCAUCCUUUUCCUGGCCUGCAUCAGUUUCGACCGCUACCUGGCCAUCGUCCACGCCGUCAGCUCUGGCUGGAAACGCACCACCUGCCAGGCGCAGGUGGCCUGCGCCAUCAUCUGGGUGGUCUGCCUGGUCCUGGGCGGGGUGGACAUCACCUUCAAGCAGGUGGGCGAGGUGAAUGUGGGCGAGGCCCGCUCGCCGCUCCUGUGCCAGGUGUGGUUCCCCGCCAACGCAGCACAGUGGCAGGCCAGCCUGCAGCUGCUCAGCGUGAGCCUGGGCUUCGGGCUCCCGCUCCUAAUCAUGCUGUACUGCUACAUCCGGAUCUUCCGCUCGUUGUGCAACGCCACCCGCCGGCAAAAGCGCAAGUCCCUGCGCCUCAUCGUCUCGCUAGUGUCCGUCUUCGUGCUCUGCUGGGCGCCGUACAACGGCUUCCAGCUGGCCGACGGGCUGCAGAGGCUGGGCGUGGUGGCGGGGGGCUGCCGCUUUGGCCGCAUUGUGGACAUGGGCACGGUGAUCACCGAGAGCGUGGGGCUGUCCCACUGCGCCCUCAACCCGCUGCUCUACGGCUUUGUGGGGGUUAAGUUCCGCAGGGAGAUGGCGCGCAUGUGCAAGGGGCUGCUGGGCAAGAGAGGCUGGCUGGGCGUAGGGGAAUGGGGGGAGCAGAAGCGCAAGACCACCGGUUCCCACAGCUCUGCCGAGAGUGAAAACACCCACUACUCUGUCGUGCUGGGAAGAUGAGAGAGAUAAAAAAGUUCAUGAUGUGUCUGAAGAAUAGUGCCACUUUUUCCAUUGCGCACGAGCAGCUCCACUGACUAACUCUUAAGACAGAUGCAAAUUUUGAAAACUUUGUCCACUUAGUGCACAUGAAAAGAGAAAUUUGCUAGAUGCUAGGAGUGUACAGCGGUUUGAGCAAAACAGAUGUGUGGUUUGUCAGGUCUUAUGAUUGAUAGGAAGGACCAACCAAGUUCUGGAAAUACGAGCUCACGGUAAUCAAAAUAGCAAAUAAAGAUGACGUACCACGCAAUUGAAUAUAUAGUAUAUGAUACAGCCCCCCCGUGUAUUUUUGUACCUAAAACAUUUGUAGAUGGCCCUGAUUAAGAAAGUGAAGCACUGAAACAAAAAUUUUGGCUGAGUAUAAUAAAGACUGGAAAAUGUUCUCUGUGUCGCUAUGGUGCCAUGCUUGCAUGUCGUUGCUUUAGAAAAUGUAGUAUUUUGUUGUUGGAUAUUGUUUUUGUAUGAUUAUCUUGUGAAAUAGUACCUUGUGAAAAGUUGAAUUUCUUUAAAGCAAAUUUUUCUUAACCGUUACAUGCAAAUAUGUUAAAUACAACUGAGCUGUGCGUAACACUUGUUUAGCCACUCUUGUAGGAACAUCAUUGUGACCUUAUCAUGAAAACAAAAUGGUUCAUGAGUAACUGAUGAAAACGUUGAAAUAUAUCUGCUGACUAUGUCUCUUUUUUUUUUCAGCUACAAACAUAUCCCCGUGUGUGUGAUCUGUGUUACAAAAAGAGGAAAUAAUUGUGACUCACUUGUUGUUUAAGGUGGCACACAGCCCUUAGCAUUGGUUAUGAGCUAUGAUUGUAUGAUACACUUUUGGAGAAUAAAAUAAUCAAAGCCUGAUGUA